This is a messenger RNA of Lates calcarifer (barramundi perch), 3974 nucleotides long. It is a transcript of the gene lmod1b, whose product is annotated as leiomodin 1b (smooth muscle). The coding region runs from base 809 to 2845 and encodes 678 amino acids. Gene Ontology annotation, biological process: pointed-end actin filament capping; myofibril assembly; muscle contraction. Gene Ontology annotation, cellular component: myofibril; striated muscle thin filament. The record is from RefSeq and is a predicted model, not a curated record. Gene Ontology annotation, molecular function: actin binding; tropomyosin binding. Lineage: Eukaryota; Metazoa; Chordata; Actinopteri; Centropomidae. The transcript is spliced from 3 exons.
UUUUAUUUAUUUCAUUUCAUCACAGGCAAGAAAUGUGUGCCCCUAAAUUUAACAUUAGAUGAACAUGUAUGAAUAUAUCUGUAUUCAGAAUGUCAGUGUAUGGUUUGUCUUACAGCUUGCAUUUUUAAUUAGAUUACAUAUAUUUACAUAGUUUUUGUAUCUUUGAUUUGUUUAUCUCAUUUUGAACUUAUUAUUAGUUUAGUUUGACACUUUUAUUUAAACACCUUGUUAUCUUUACUUCACUAAAGCCAACAUAUUAGAUGAUCACAUGUUUAUAUUAUUAAGCCGUGUGCUACACAUUUUUAUUUCCUUACAACUCUUCCAUAAAGUUCCUAAAGAAACAGUGUGGUCUCAUUAAGGCAGAGGAGCUGAUGUGAAACGUUCAGCUGUUAAAAUGAAUCAUUACUGAACAAACAGUGAGGAGCUGGUCUUAAUAUAAACAUGGAUUGUGUAAUAGAAAGUCUCUGUAACUCUGCUCCGGCAUCUCUGUAAACUUCAGCUCUUCCCAUUACCUUUAAAGGAGUGUGUACCCUGAACUAAAUAUGGACAUGCACUUUCACAGGAUUUCGAAGAAUGUCCCAGCCUUGCAGUCCACUUUGAUGAUGCGAGCCUCUCGCAGUUCGUCACUGGUACCCCUCGCUGCAGCACUGUGAGUCCAGCCUCAGGAUUGAUGCCUCUGGUGGCUUUUUGGUGAGCGGGACGCGACAGGACAGCAGGACACCAGCUUUUGGCCUAUGGGAAUACUUGACUUCUCACUGCUGGAGAGAAAUUACAUGAUAAUCUGAUUUUAAAUAAAGGGAUUUACUGUAUGGACAGUACUGACACCUCUGUAAAGCAGAUGUCUCGGAGAAAGGUGAGAGGCCUGACCCGUACGGGUCGCCAGGUCAGCGAGGACCCAGACCUGGACAACCUGCUGUCCACGCUCUCCCCGGAGGAGAUGGAGGAGCUGGAGAAGGACAUGAUGAAAGUGCCCGACCUCAACCCAGAGGAUGGGAAGAUCAUCGUCCAGGGCGAGGGCCAAGCUGCGCAGCUGCCGAGGAGCAACAAUGUCCGGGAGGCUAAACUGGACAGGCAGAGGGAGCAGUCGUUUGAGGGUGAGGCGAAGAAGGAGAGCCGGAAGCAGGAGUACCUGAGGAAGAUGGGCCUGAGCCAGGAGGGGAACGACGACAUCAAAGGAGGGCUACGGAGACAGGCCAGCGUCUCGAGCGAAAGAGACGCCAAGGCAGACGACAGGAACAGCAAAGGCCCCGAGAGUUCAAAAGAGGAGCGAAGUCGACUUUCGAACAGAUACAGGAAGCAGGAGGGCAAAGAGGGCAAUGCGAAAGAGGAGGCUCACGAGAAAGAGAAGAGUGAGGACAACAGGCUAAAAGACAGAAGAGAAAACAGAGAGAGCACAGGCAGCAAAACAAAGGAUAUGAUCUCCAAGUUGCAGGAAAAGAAGGAAGAGAGCAGAGAGAGGGAGAGGAGGGAAGACUGCAGGAGGAGAGAUGACAGCAAAACCAAAGACAUUAUCUCAAAGCUGCGAGAGAAAAGUGAAAAGGAUGUGGGGAAGGAAAAAGAGAGAAAAUCAGAGAGCAUCAGGACGUCAGGGCUCGUCUCAAAAAUGGUGGAGAAGCAGAGCAAGACGCAAGAAAACCAGGAGAGUAAAUCAGAGGAGAAGAAGCCAAAAGCAGAGGAGAAGAAAACCGAAGAUAAAAACAAACCUGAUGUCAAACUUGAGCGACAGCCGUCUGAGAAAGGUGAGGCGCAGGUGAAACAUGACAAGGCAGAGAAACGAACAGAUAGAGAGGAGCUGGUCAACCACAGCGACCACGUCAAAGAGAAAGAGAAGGAGAAGAGGAUCAGUGCAGAGAAGAAAGCAGAGGAGAAGGAAAAAGACGACAGUAAAGGAAAAGUUAAAAAGGCUGUGGAAACUGAGAAACUUGGCAACUGUGUGGCCAAAAACACCCCGAACAGCAAGGUGAAGGAGGAAGAGGACGAGGACUCGAGCAUGUUUGACGAGCUGAUGGAGCAGGUUCGAAGCAACGACCCCUCCCUCAGCGAGCUCAACGUCAACAACUCAGAGGUCAUCAAGACCAAAACACUCAUCGAGUUCGCAGAGGCUUUGCACAACAACACCCACGUCAAGACGUUUGCUCUGGCAAACUGCCGCGCAGACGACCACGUGGCCUACGCCAUCGCUGGCACAAUACGCAGCAACAAGACCAUCACCAGCAUCAACCUUGACUCCAACCAUCUCACCGGUAAGGGCAUCCUGUCUCUGAUCCAGGCGCUGCAGCACAACUCCACCCUGACCGAGCUGCGCUUUCAAAACCAGCGCCACAUCUGCGGUGGGAAGACCGAGAUGGAGAUGACCAAGAUCCUGAAGGAGAACACCACCCUGCUCAAACUGGGCUACCACUUCGAGCUGGCCGGGCCCAGAAUGACCACAACCAACAUCCUGAGCCGCAACAUGGACCGGCAGAGGCAGAGGCGCCUGCAGGAGCAGAAGCAGGCCCAGGCCAACGGGGAGAAGAAGGGGACGCUGGAGGUGCCCAAGACCGGAGGUGGAGGAUCCCUGAGAAACUCACCCAAAGCUUCCCCCAAACCUUCUCCCAUACCCUCACCUAUGCCUUCACCGAAGCUCACGCCCAAGAGAGGUGCUGGAGGUCUGGCUCCACCGCCACCUCCACCUCCCGGGGGCGGACCUCCACCUCCUCCGCCUCCUAUGCUGGAUGUAGACGGCCUGAGGAACUCUCUGACUCCAGGCGGUAGUAAGAACUCAAGGGACCAACUGCUCGCCUCGAUCAGAGGGAGCAACAUUAAACAACUGAAGAAGGUGCCAGUGCCAAAGUGGUUGCAGUAACAUUUCCUGUUGGAAUACGGAGCAAAAGAAGAAGAAGAAGAAGAGAGGGAGAACCGACAUCAGGGAGGUUUUCGAGGAGACGAACUCUGCAUUCCCCUCGGCUGCAGCUGCAGAGCUGCGCUGUGGGGACGGGUGGAGAAACACGAGACGCCCACCGGUUGGAUGAAAAGCCCUCACUAUGAGUUCUCCCCUCAAACACUGGACCAAAAGGACUCUGUGGAGAAUGAGUGAUGCAGGGCUCUCUAUUAGCCGACUGCAGAGAGUGCCAUGAGUUUGUGGUUGUUUCUCUUUAGUUCAUAUUGACGCUUUGCUGGUUAUUUGCACUAGAUAAUAUGAAGCCGAUCAUAUAACAUGUUGGCUUGUGUAUGCAUCUGAAUGUGAGCGUGGAGGAAGUGUGUGAUGAGCUCAAUAAGAGAUUCAAUAACUCGUUAUAAAAGUCUAAUAUACAAAACGUUUAUCAGUGAUAUAGUGGACAUUAAUUUGACCAUUUAUUUAUUUGUGGAGAGGGAGGCCACCCCUUAUACUGUUCAAACUAGGAAUUCUGAAAUGGUGGAAAUAUCAGGGAAUUAACAAACAUGGCGGCCUGGCUUAAAAAAAUGUGGGUGAGGAAAAAAAAAAGUCAAGGUGGUCUUUGGUUGUGUGUCUCAUUGCCAAAUCUCAAGACAUCUCAGGCAGGGGUUUGACAGAUUGGAAAGCAGCCCAGAGGAAUCCUGGUGCAUGACGAAAGAGUUUAAGCAUGGAAAUAAUUACAUAAUGCAUUUUUAUCAGGAAGUGCAAAUGGCUGUCCUUCAGUAUCUGAUGUGUUAUUUUGUACAGAAUCAUUCUAGCCUGGGCGUUUGAAUAUCUUACAUAACUUUUAUGUAAUACGUCGACAUGUCUUAACCUUUAGGGGAUUUGGAAAAAACAACAUUACUGGUUUAUAUCAACGCUCCCGUUGAUUCACGUCCUACUUUUACAUGAAUAUCGUUUCUAAAUGAAUUUAAUGUGAUAAAGAAAAAAAUCAGAGUGGCACCUGUGCAGUAUGUGUACUGUGUAACGAAGGGUUCUCUGCCAUAUUUGAUUACACAUGCCUUUUCUUACAGAGCCUGUAUGUCUUCAAUAAAAGAUUCUGGUACGUCUGCAAUGACAA